CUUUACAAGUCACCCAAGGUUAUCGUGUGUCUCAUCCUCGAAUCUUUUGUCUCAAUUCUGCCAUUUGCGUUUAUCGGUAGAUGAGUCAGCCAAACCGGCCUGACUUGGUGGCCUGAGGCACAACAAGCCGGAUUGGUCUGGGCCGAUUUGCGGAGAUCGCAUGAACAAGUCCAUCAUCAGGGCGAUGAGGUAUAGUGAAAUAUCGAUGAUAUCCUUCAUUCAUCUCUCUAAAUACCUCGUAAAAUGAACCGCGGCCUAGAACUCUGCGUAGAUGAGGACAUGUGGCUGGACCCGCUUACAAAGUGGCUAGUGCCAAGCUGUCGGCCUCGUUGAAGCGUCAGAGAACCAACCGCUCAUCGCUUGCUGCGUGUUGUAUGUUACAGGCUUCAGGGAUCGCUUGUAAAUCGUGCACCUGAAUAAUGGAGGCGUCUCCCCUCACCCAACAGAGCAGGCCCGAGACUUUUACGCCGAAGAUCGUCCAGCUCUACGAGACCCUCUUCAAAGCCUCCGAAGAUGUCUAUGUGGAGCCCUCCGAGGGCUUCUGGAGAGAGUUCUUUCUCCUGCCCCCAGAUCGGGCCCGUUUACAUUCUCUGCUGGAUGGGUUGACUCCCGACGAGACAUUGCAUUUGCAGACACAAACGAAGCAUCUAUUUGCCCGUGCUAUCCACGAAGCUUCCUCUGGAGCAACCGCGGCCGCCUCUUAUGCAUUAGAUACCCUGGCGGUCUUCUUGACCAGUAUCUUGAGCAAAAAGUACACCAACCCCAGCUCAGAUGUCAUCACAGUUCUCGCAGGCCUCGACGAGGUGGACCAUGUCAUCUCUGAGUUUGUGGCCGUCCUGGAUGGUAUUGUGCGCAAUGGUAGCAGUCUUGAGCUCCGCCGGAAAGCAAUUAGGGUGGCUAUUGCCAUGACCAGUGGAGCCUACAAAACCAGCCUAGUCUCCUAUUUCACCCAUCGGGAUCUCUUCCCCUCGUUGAUGAAGUAUGUGAAUGAUUCCGAGAACCCCUUGGAGGUCUUCGCUCCCUUCUUAUUGAUAGGUCUGUUGGCAAACUACAACAAGUUCGAGUUUCAAAACCCCUACCAGCUCCGACUCGACGACUUUGUCAAUGAGGCAAGUAUCCAAAAGAUCGUCAAGGGGGUUGGUCAGGCCUGCAGUGGUCUGCGCAAUGGCUACAUUGCCGUUCAGGACGAUAUCCCCGAAGGUUGGACCUUGACCAAUACUCUCAUUUUCUUCGGGCUGCGGGCUCUCGCACCAGGUGCAAGGGACAAGGCGAACCCGCCUACCGCAGACGAAGCAAAGGCGAUGUUCGCCGAUCUCCCUGCACAAGAAGCCGCCAUUCUAAUGGCCACCUACGACUUCGCAAACUCAAACAAGCUCUUCGGCUAUCACUUGGUACACAUGACUCCCGAGAAAAACGAAGAGUCCCCAUUCUCCAGCUUCAUCUCUCUAUCCUCGUACCUCUUCCAGCACGCAUAUCGCUCCCCACGCGUGGCGCACUACGCCGAACUGAGCCUCUUCACCCUCCGCAUUCUCGUCGAGGACCCAACACUCUGCAAACAUAUCUGCAGCGAAGAUGGCAAACGUCGCGUCCGGCUAUGCCGACAGCGCCAGCCAUACCUCCCUCUCGUAAACGGGGACCGCGUUCUCACAACGGUCAUAUUUGACGCCAUGAUCGAUACUAUCACGCAUAACCUCCGCCGACGACUGGACGUCAACAUCUACAGCCACACAAUCGCAAUAACCCUCCGGCUCCUAACAUACCUCUCCAUGAACAAAAUCCGCCUAACAUACCACUGGUCCGAACUCUGGCGCACCCUCCUCUCCCUAAUGCGCUUCCUAACAACCUACGCCACCGACCUCUCCUCACAUCCCAACAUCAAUACCCUCACCUCCUCCCUCGCUGAUCUAAUGGCCUUUUGCGUCUCUGCGGGAGACACUUUCCUCCCGGACCCGUCCUCCUACGAUGAUCUCUUCUAUAAGCUCGUCGAGACAGGGCCGGUGAUUUCGAAGUUUAGGGACGUGUAUGGGUUUGCGAACACCGGCUCACGCUCAGCCGCCGGUUCUUCUGUAGAUCCCACCUCCUCAAAGGAUAUCCACGCCGCAGCGGUUGAUACCUUGUUAUCCGUCUCAACGCAUUUCUAUACUCUUCUCUUCCAGUCGGAUGGGAAGGACCGGGCUGGUGCGGCUGCGGCUGCGGCUGCAAGUCCGAAGGGUGAUGGGGAACCUACGCCCGUAGCGCUGCCGUCUAUCAAGAAGAAGAAUCUUAGUCCGCGGGAGGUGCAUCGCAUUAUUAAGCAGGGGUAUGAUACGUUGAGUAUCCAGCCGCCGGAGGGGUUGACGACGUGGUCACGGUGGAGAGAGACGGAGUGGAAGAGUGAGUUGAAGAGGGCGGCGAGGUGUGCGGUUGAUGAUGCGAGGCAGUUGGUAGCGUGAGGAGGUGGGUGGUUGAUGGGACCGUGUUGUGUUUGAGUUGGGGUAGUGUUUCUUUCGAUAUCCAGUGAAGAAUACAGCAUUUGUUGAUUUGUACUUGAGACUAGAUGGUCGAGGAACUGUGAGAACUAGAUUGAUACUUUCUAGGGCUUUGAGUGAAAGUUCAAUUUCAUAUUCCCAUUAGCUCCUCUAGUAGGAGCAAUGCUAAAGGAUAUCACCGUGUUGCGAUUGACGCAAGAAUAAACAGAAAAACCCAACCCAUAGGCCUCUGUAGAGGCAGAACGAAGAAAAAGAAAACAACCAUCGCCGAAGCAUCAAGAAACCCGAUGAGAAAAAGCAAGGCACAGAAUUGUAGCGGCGCAGGAUGACAGUGCGUAGAGAAGGGACAGUGUGUCCUGGGAGAAGAUCGGAAGGCCUCGUGUCGUCGAGAGUCCUCCUCAGUUGAUGGUGUGUGUAUGGGUGAGAAUGAGAGAUGGCGAAAGGGCGAGAAUGUGAAUGAAGACGAAAAGGUUUAGUUGACGUCCUUGAGCGACUGCUUGACGUAAUGAUCUUCGGCGGAGAUGUAAUCAGUGCGGAAGUACUUCUCAGAGUUCUUGGACAGCCACAGCGAGAACUUGGAGAGCUCCUCGCGCAGGCGCUGAGUAGCCUGAAGGUCCAUGUUGGUCUGGGCAAGCAGCUCGGGAAGGAGG
Molecule: messenger RNA, 3118 nt
Organism: Penicillium brasilianum
Lineage: Eukaryota; Fungi; Ascomycota; Eurotiomycetes; Eurotiales; Aspergillaceae
Source: the annotation of a GenBank genome assembly